ACGACACCGGAACUCGUAAAUUUGCUUGUAUGGUAACCCACUACGGUGCUAGAUGCGGUAUCAUUACAUACAUAUGGGGAUGAAUUAUUAGAUGCGGUAAAAAUCUACUCAACUCCCCUGCCACCCCCACCAAACGAAUAUAAAAGCGAGCUCUUUCGUCACUAUGGAAGCUACUCGAGUGCUGCUCCUUACACGAAUAUCUUCUCCCCUUCCUCAAGCAUCUCUGUAAUCCCAUUCGAGUGCUACUACUACUGCCCAAUAUCAUUAUUAUUACUAUCAUUUCUUCGUCUUGAUAGUACCCUCGCACAAUGUCUGGCACAUUCCAAAGGCUGCAGGAGUCUCUGAACGAGGCGAAGACCGCGGCAACCCACAAGGUUAACGAGGUCGCCUCAAUGAACGAGAAGAUUGUGGAGAUGUGGCCGAAUAAAGUAUCUGUCGAAAAGAGCGGAAAUAGGCUUACUACGGAUUCCGGCACGAAGGUGCAUGAUGUGGAUCAUUGGCUCAAGGUGGUUGACCCGAGCACUGGCCAUCACGGGCCGAGUUUGGUGGAGGACCAGAUUGCGAGGGAGAGGAUUCAUCGGUGUACAUACUUCCCCCCUUGUCUGACGAUGGAAGAUCAAAGGCUAUUAUAGUAAUAAUCGAAACUGACAAAUGUUGCGAAUAAUAUAGUUGACCAUGAGCGUAUUCCUGAGCGUGUAGUCCACGCCCGUGGCGCCGGAGCACACGGGUACUUUAAGCUGCACACGCCCAUCCCCGAAUUCUCUAGCGCUCCCGUCCUCAACGACACGGCGCGCACCACACCCGUGUUCGUGCGCUUCUCAACGGUAGCCGGGUCCCGCGGUUCCGCGGACACCGUCCGCGACGUCCGCGGGUUCGCCAUCAAGUUCUACACGGAAGAGGGCAACUGGGACAUCGUCGGGAACAACAUUCCCGUCUUCUUCAUCCAGGAUGCUAUCAAGUUCCCGGACUUUGUUCAUGCCGCCAAACCCGAGCCGCAUAAUGAAGUGCCGCAGGGGCAGACGGCGCACAACAACUUUUGGGACUUUCUGUACUUGCACAGCGAGUCGACGCAUAUGGCCCUUUGGGCCAUGAGUGAUAGGGGGAUUCCUAGGAGUUUUAGGAUGAUGCAGGGAUUUGGGGUUAAUAGUGGGUUUUGAUUCUCUCCUCUUCUUUCGUGAUGGGGUGUGGCUGAUCUGGGGACAGCAUUUUCGUUGAUUAAUGUUCAGGGUGAGAGAACGUUUGUCAAGUUCGUGUGGACGCCUGAGUUGGGUGUUCACUCGCUGGUCUGGGAUGAGGCUUUGAAGCUGGGUGGUCAGGAUCCGGAUUUCCACAGAAAGGAUCUGUACGAGGCUAUUGAGAACGGGCACUAUCCCAAGUGGCAAUUCGGAAUUCAGGUUGUUGCCGAGAAGGAUCAGGAUAAAUUCGAGUUCGAUAUCCUGGACGCUACGAAGGUAUGGCCGGAGGAUCAAGUUCCCGUCAACUAUAUCGGAGAAUUGGUUCUGAACAGGUGCCGCCUCCCUGUACUGAUCUAUCACUCGGACAUCAGCUAAUCAUGUGAUAGGAAUGUCGACGAGUUUUUCGCCGAAACCGAACAGGCGGCCUUCUGCACCUCUCACAUUGUGCCCGGAAUCGGCUUUUCAGACGACCCUCUCUUGCAAGGCAGAAACUUUAGCUACUUUGACACGCAAAUCACCCGUUUGGGAAUCAACUGGGAACAGCUCCCCAUCAACCGCCCCGUCUGUCCCGUGAUGAACUUUAACCGUGACGGGGCACUUAACCACCGCAUCCACAAGGGCAAAGUCAACUACUGGCCAAACCGCUUCGAAGCCGUUCCCCCCGGGUCGCACAAGCAGGAGAUAGACUCGUAUCAGGAGUACGCUGCCAAGAUCGUGGGAUUGAAACUGAGGGUCAACGGAGCAAAAUUCCGGGAGCACAUCGCUCAGGCGCAGUUGUUUUACAAUUCCCUCGCGGAGCACGAGAAGAAGCACGUUGAAGCUGCACUCGCGUUUGAGUUGAGCCACUGCGACGAGCCAAUCGUGUACAAGAGGAUGUCGGAGAGACUUGCCGUAUUACCCCACCCCUUCCGGCCGUCCCUCCACCCCAUCCUAUCGUUUCCCCAAUAACCAGCUGACCAUGCGUCUCAAAAAUAGGACAUUGACCUCACCCUCGCCCAAAACGUCGCCAAGAUGGUCGGCGGCGAUAUCCCCAAGGAGGGCCGCCAGAACCACGGUCGCAAAGCACCGGGCCUAUCCCAGACCAAUUUACCCGCUUUCAAGCCAAACAUCGAAGCCCGUCGAGUGGCAAUGAUCAUUGCGGACGGCUUCGACAUGGGCGUUUUCACGGCGGUGCGCACAGCGCUCAAAGCCGAGCGCGCAACGACCUGGGUGGUUGCUCCUAGAAGAGGAAUGAUCUUCCCUACCGGUAUCGACCCAGAGAGCGGCACAGGCGGCCUGAUGGCAGACCACCACCUCGAGGGGCAAAGGAGCACCGUGUUUGAUGCGAUAUUUAUAUGUCCUGGUGCCCAAAGCACGCUUACUCUUCGAGAGGUAAAUAUUCACCUUUCCUCCCUUCCUUUCUUUUUACUCGGCGGGGUAUAUCCAUAGCUAACGCAUCGACAGAACGGAAGAGCGGUCCACUGGGUCCGCGAGGCCUUUGGGCACUUAAAGCCCAUCGGUGCCCUCGGUGACGCGGUAUCCUUCCUGCAACAGGCUGUUGUCCUCCCGGGCGUGAACAUAGCGGCCGACCCCAACUCUCACGAAGUCGUUACUUCAUACGGCGUCGUAACGGGCUGGAAGAGUUCCGUGAGGGUUCUCCGGAGCCUCAAUAUCGAGCCCAGCACGUCCGCGUUUUCGAGCGCUUUCGCCCACGAGAUUUCGAAGCAUAGGUGCUGGGAGAGGGAACUGGAUGGACUCCACACAAAGCUCGCGUUUUAGGGGAAGGAAAUUGGUUUUUUUUUCCUUUGAAAUGUAUCAAGGUUUUGAUCGCUUUCUGCCCUUUCUGGGGGUGAAGGGGUGAAUUGGGGAGAAUAGAAUUGAGCUGUACUGGUACGGUACGAUGUGCAGUGUGUUACUCGUGCAGAAGGGUAAUUACGGAUGUCGUAGGGCAGGAUGAUGGAACAUGCAUCAUUGUAUCAUACGAAUAAAUGCCGGAAGCUAUCAUACCAGCACCCGCCCUACCUAAUUGCUACCUACCGACUUUAGUAUGAUAUCAUAUGAUAAGCCUCCAAUUCACCAACCACCCGAAUUACCGCAACUCGCUUCAACCCCUAAAGUCUCCUCUUCCACCAACUGCUCAUUACAACAACAGUCUAUCAUAUUAUCAUACAAAGCCAUCUCGCUCAAUCUAUCCUGCCCCCAUCUACGAUACGGUACGAUACCGGUAUCAUACUCUGCAAACCCCUACACAGCCCCGUACACAGCCACAAACACAACCACAGCCACACAAGACCAACGCAAUCAAAUCAAAUCAAAUCAAACUCAAAUAACACCACGCCACACCGCCAACAACAACGAACAACCACCCAUUCCACUCCGUUCCGUUCCCGCCAACUUAUAUAAACCAACCUUUCUCUCUCUAUCUGUCCCUUAGAUUCCAUCCAUUCUUCAUUCCUUCCUUUUCGAUCAUCGCAAACUUCUCGAAACACACAAGCGAACACAAACAAACAAACAAUCGAAAGAACGAACAAACUAGCAAUGCCCCUCACGUACAGCAAGCACUUUGGCGGCCGACGCCUCGGGUUCGGAGUCUCGGCGAACAAGCAUGGCGUUAGGCCUCACGUUAGGUUCUCGCUGUGCGGCUUGAGCUGUUUUCGUUGAAUACUUGUGCCGUGCAAGUAGGGUUGGUCGGAUCUUAUUGGGUGGGGAGGGAGGUAUGGGGAGGCUUGUGGGCUUGUUGGGGUGGGGAUAGGCGCGGGGGGGGGGGGGAAUAUCUUAACGACAUUUUACGAUGG
Molecule: messenger RNA, 3949 nt
Organism: Tuber aestivum (summer truffle)
Lineage: Eukaryota; Fungi; Ascomycota; Pezizomycetes; Pezizales; Tuberaceae
Source: the annotation of a GenBank genome assembly